AUGAGGCUCCCAGCGGCGUUCCUGAGUCUGCUGGCCCUGGUGCAGCAGGAGGCGGGGACAGCUUCUCUCCCAAAGGAAAGGAAGAGGCGAGAGGAGCAGCCCCGCGGGGAAGGCGAUUCUUAUGCAGCUCUGCCUCUGGGCAUCUACGCCCUGAGUCUGGACAACUAUGGAGAGGUCAGUGACCUGAGCAGCUUUGGGAAGCUCACAGUCUCCGAUGGGGACCAGCUCCCUGAGGUUAAGGUGACCAGCCUGGCUCCUCCAACCAGGAUCAGUCCCACCCAGAGCACUACAACUCCAAGGACACCUUCAUCAAACCCCCGGCCUACUACGCUGGGCCUGCAGGGUUCCCCGACGAGCCACAACCUGCCCACCUGCCUGAUCUGCGCGUGCCUUGGCUCCUCUGUGUACUGCGAUGACACUGACCUAGAAAGCAUUCCUCCUCUUCCCCGGACGACCACCUACCUGUACGCCCGCUUCAACCACAUCAGCCGUGUCAGAGCCGGAGACUUCAAAGGGCUGACAAAACUGAAGAGGAUCGACCUCUCUGGCAACUACAUUUCCUCCAUCGAUAACGAUGCCCUCCGCUCGCUGCCUGCCCUGCAGGAUCUGAUCCUCGCAGAGAACCAGCUGGUCACUCUGCCGGUGCUGCCCAGUGGCCUCGAGGUCCUGGACAUUCGCCUGAAUCGGCUCCGGAGCUCAGGGAUACAGCCUGAAGCCUUCGGGGCGCUGGAGAAGCUGCAGUUUCUCUACCUGGCAAACAACCUGCUGGAUACCGUCCCCACGCCCUUGCCCCUGAGCCUGCGCUCACUACACCUGCAGAAUAACAUGAUAGAGGCCAUGCAGAAAGAUGCCUUCUGUGAUGCCGAGGAGCACAAACACACCCGCAGGCAGCUGGAGGAUGUCCGCCUGGAUGGCAACCCCAUCAACCUCAGCCUCUUCCCCAGUGCCUACUUCUGCCUGCCUCGGCUCCCCAUAGGGCGCUUCACCUAG
This is a messenger RNA of Cynocephalus volans (Philippine flying lemur), 990 nucleotides long. RefSeq names its product opticin (gene OPTC). Gene Ontology annotation, biological process: collagen fibril organization; bone development; articular cartilage development. Gene Ontology annotation, molecular function: protein binding. The record is from RefSeq and is a predicted model, not a curated record. Bases 1 to 990 code for a protein of 329 amino acids. Gene Ontology annotation, cellular component: extracellular matrix. NCBI's taxonomy places the organism in Eukaryota, Metazoa, Chordata, Mammalia, Dermoptera, Cynocephalidae. The transcript has 6 exons.